GAUGGCUGGUGAUGACUAUUUUUUGUUAACGAAUACAACUACCGACGGUCGGUAUGACGAUUGAUUAACUUAGACUUUUUCAGUUGUUUGUUUAAAAUCAAGCUAAGCUAACGCGUUUUGUGCACUUUGGAAAUCGAGUUGAAGUUACGGCAUUAAUUGAAAAACAUCGUUUCGUUUGCCAUAUAUACAAACAAUGACAAAUCACGAUCAUGACGAUUUGCCCCCUACACCGAAAUCCAACUCAUCAAACAGCAGCAACAACAGCCCUAAUAGUGACGGACACAGCCGGCCCAGCGCCGAUUUACGUGAUGCAUCACCUCUAACCGCUUUUCGCUCUCUUUCGCUGUCGCCAUGUGAACAGGAAAAUAAAGGAUUUGUGAAUCUGUUAACAGAUGAAAAUUUUCAUAGUGAAAUUGUCAAACUCGUUAUGAAAUAUGAAACUAAUUUAGACAAUCGAAACCAGCAUUGCAUAACGGUUGAUCAAAAUCGCAUUAUAAAUGUAGGCGAUAAUAAUCUACUAAGAGAUCAUGAAUUCCUCAUGGACAUAGCAAUACUGGCCUCAACACACAGUGAGGAUCCCAAAACGAAAGUGGGUGCUUGUAUUGUUGACAAGAAAAAUCGCAUUAUUGGCAUUGGCUACAAUCAUUUUCCACCGAACUACACGAACCAGCCAUAUCCAUGGGGCAAGGACAAAGAUAAAUUAAAAAAUAAGCUCACAUAUGUCAUACAUGCCGAAUCGGAUGCCAUUAUCGGACCACAGCCAACUGAUUUGCACGGCGCUACGAUAUACUCGACACUAAUGCCUUGCAAUGAAUGCGCCAAACUUAUUAUACAAUCGGGUAUACGAAAAGUUUACUAUCUUAAUUCGAAAAUUUUCGAGAAGUGGAUAUAUAAGGCCUCACGCCACAUGUUGCAAGCCGCCCAGGUAACAUUGCUGAAAUUGGAGCAACGCACCACCAAACGUUUGAAGGAUUGAUUAUUAUAUAUUUGAGAAUUUGAUUUCAAUAUUGUUAAGCAUUUUAUAUAAGUUUUAGUGGACACAAAUUUAUUUUUAAAAUUUUAUUAGUUUAAUUAUUUGUUGUGAUUUAUAAAAACAAACUGCUUUCAAAAUUUGUUUAUAUUUACUAGCUUUAAAUUUGUAAUUAUUUUUGAAAAGAUAUACGGCCUUAGAGUGAGUUUCCUAUGAGAAAAAUAUUAUCAUACAUUAUAAUGCAAAAUAGAAACAAACUGGAAUAUUUGGGUUUUGACGAUGAAUCCGAUUAUCUAACGAAGCUUAUAUACAUAUGUACACACUUAUACAUACACAGAUGGAUGAACUUUUACACGGCUUCCAAAGAUAAGCGAAUUAAGAAGUGCAACAAACUUAAAUAAAUACAUACUUAUACAUACAUACAUAUGUACCUAAAUGAAAUUUAAAUAUACAUACAUAUUUGUAGUGGUGAAAUUUAAAAGGCUUUCAUUAUUAAUAUCAUAAAUAAUAUAAUUUUCAAUUUUAAUAAAUGCAACAAAAAAAGGUAUAUGUCAUAAUAAGAAA
Messenger RNA from Anastrepha obliqua, 1534 nucleotides. RefSeq names its product deoxycytidylate deaminase. The record is from RefSeq and is a predicted model, not a curated record. Bases 194 to 976 code for a protein of 260 amino acids. Lineage: Eukaryota; Metazoa; Arthropoda; Insecta; Diptera; Tephritidae. The transcript has 2 exons. Gene Ontology annotation, molecular function: hydrolase activity; zinc ion binding.